CUUUCGUCAGUCAUGGCCAUCUGGGGUCUUUGGGUCAUCAAUAAGGCUGGGGGUCUAGUUUACCAGCGCAACUUAGGAGAUGGCCUGCCUCACUUGACCUCAAACGAGUACCUCGUAUUGGCGGGCACACUGCACGGUAUUCAUGCCAUUACCGCGCGACUAUCUCCAACAGGGACAAGCUCUGGAGCCAAUGUCAUCUCCGGCGAGACGUUCAAAUUGACCAUUCUCUUGACAGCCACAGGGACGAAGUUUGUUCUCCUCACUUCGCUUGCUGAGAAUACGGCGGACACGGUGCUUUCGAAAGUAUACGAAGCUUACUCAGACGCGGUCAUGAAGAAUCCCUUCCACACACCAGAAAUGCCAAUCCGUACGGAGGGCUUCGAUUCGCGGAUCACUGCGAUCAUGAGCGGAUGAACUACAUUCGCAUUGUACUUAUAUACUUAACUCACUAUACAGGCAGAUCAGGAAUAUGUUGUACUGUUCUUUCGCUGUGACGCGCCCCAUGAAGUGAUCUUUGGCCAUGGUACUUUAGCACGCAUUUGAGUAGGUGCAUUUCUGCACGUACGUAUCCAGCCACUUGCGCAGGGGGAGGGGG
Rhodofomes roseus is the source of this 595-nucleotide messenger RNA. Its product is annotated as Sybindin-like protein. Gene Ontology annotation, biological process: endoplasmic reticulum to Golgi vesicle-mediated transport. Lineage: Eukaryota; Fungi; Basidiomycota; Agaricomycetes; Polyporales; Fomitopsidaceae. The coding region runs from base 13 to 414 and encodes 133 amino acids. The transcript is spliced from 4 exons. Gene Ontology annotation, cellular component: TRAPP complex. The record is from RefSeq and is a predicted model, not a curated record.